Pelodiscus sinensis (Chinese soft-shelled turtle) is the source of this 2592-nucleotide messenger RNA. RefSeq names its product glycoprotein hormone subunit beta 5 (gene GPHB5). NCBI's taxonomy places the organism in Eukaryota, Metazoa, Chordata, Testudines, Trionychidae. Gene Ontology annotation, molecular function: hormone activity. The record is from RefSeq and is a predicted model, not a curated record. Gene Ontology annotation, cellular component: extracellular region; cytoplasm. Gene Ontology annotation, biological process: G protein-coupled receptor signaling pathway; regulation of thyroid hormone receptor signaling pathway.
AGCAGCUGCUAAGGAGAUCUGCUAAGAGCAAACCCGAUACCGACUGCUGAGCAGGUCUCCUGCCAUUCACUCUGACAUUCUGAAAUACCAUCUGCAAUUUAAAACGGCACAGGCAGAUUUGUAUCCAGCAAGUUAGCAUGAAGCUCCGUCACGUGGUCCUAGGCUCCCUGCCUGUCCUGAUUCUGGCCGGCUGUGUCAGCGCACUCAAAGCCUCCAACGCCAACCUGCGCACGUUCAUUGGCUGCGCGGUGCGUGAGUUCACCUUCCUGGCUAAGAAACCCGGCUGUAAGGGGAUGCGCAUCACCACGGAUGCCUGCUGGGGGCGCUGUGAGACGUGGGAGAAACCAGUGCUGGAUCCCCCGUACAUCGACGCGCACCAUCGAGUCUGCACCUACAAUGAGACUAAGCUGAUUACGGUGAAGCUGCCGAGUUGUGCUGCCGCUGUGGAUCCUUCCUACACGUACCCUGUGGCCAUACGGUGUGACUGUGGGGUUUGUUCCACUGCCACUACUGAAUGUGAGACGGUCUAAGUCCCCUGUCACCUGCUGGACAGCUGCUCUAGGCAUCAUGGGCCAAACUCUGUCCUGCUGUACACACAGUGUAACUGCAGGGUUGUGGGUGGUGUAAAUCAGAAUGGAAUUUAACCCUAUGGCCAGAAUGCUUCUAAUCAAUGACCCUUCUGUACAGUAGAGGCAUAAAGUUCUCCUGUCUGCCAGUUGUUUAAAGAUCUGUUAGAUGUAGUAAUGUAAUAAGGAGCCUCACAGCAACAUAUCAGAUGGGAAGUACCAAUACCAUUUGUCUUAGCCACAGGUAUUUCACAGUAUGAGAACUUGCCUUAUGCUUAAAAGGCACAUUUAAUAAGAAGUCAUAGAUGUGUUGAAAUUGACAAAAAGAGCAUUAAGGGCUUAAGAACAAUGAAUUUGUACAUUUCAGGUUUUAUGUCUCCCAGCCUUGAGCCCUGAAAACAAACAUACUCAAUAGAAUCCCCUCAACUCUCAUUAGGCAGUUUCUCUUCCCAUUUACAUGGGUGUAAACCAAGAAUAACGACAGCAAGGAACAUGGAAUUAUAAGGCUUUAAGACCAUUCUGAAUGAGACCAGAACUGGGUUCCAAAACAUCUGUAAUAUAAAUGCAGUAAUGCUAAGAAAAUGGCAUCAUAUUGAUCCUCUUGCAGCAAAGCCCAAAAGCACUUGCUUAAUCACUUUAUGUAAUAAGGGUGGAGUUUCAAACAUGCUUCAAGUUAGCAUGUUUUACUGUACAUGAAAUCUUAUGCAAAAGCCAACCCAGAAGAAAAAUCCUGAAAAAAAGAAAAAGCACUUCAAAUCUGCAAGACGAAAUGAAUCAUUUUGACCCAUGCUGGUUCUGCUUGGGAAGAGGACCCAAACUGAUUUAAUGUAAAUCAAACAGGCUCUCCACGGCCUGUGAGUCUCUCUUGAUGAUCCCUCCCAGUUUGUCAAGAUGGUUCCAACCACAGGCCCAAAGGGGACUUUUGUGCCACAUUGUUUCUAAGGACACCUGUUCUGUGGGAGGAUGCACAUACUAUGAGCUGGAGUAAUACAAGUAGGGUGCUCAUCAUUAGUGCUUUAGAAUUGUGCCUCUGAUGCCUAGCUAACAUUGCCACAAUAAAUGUGAUAUGCCUUAGUGCAGGAGUUUCAAUCAGCUACAAAGUCCAUUGCAAAAAUGUUUCUAAGCACACUCCAAAAGUGCUUAGGGAUCCCACUGAUCAAAACGUGAGGAGGAGGCAUGUCCUAGUGGCUAGUAUACCCCAACAGUGCCCCGACUUGCUUCAUAAGUGUCCCGUGGUUGGCAAAGAGGAUUUGGUGUCUUCUAUUCCUGAAUGGUUUCAUCCUACAAAAAAGGUUGGUUUGGAUUUUUGUGAGAAUGAGAACUUGGCCCAUUGUGGGCUGUUAGCAGGAACACACAAGAGAAAAACAACUUUCCAACAUAGUGGUGAUAGGCUUUUGGAACUGAUGACUGUCAAACUUGUAGUUUCCUCACCUGGACCCUGAAUAGUGAUUGAAAAUUAGGCAAAUCAAACAGCCUUGUUGCCUAGUUAGAUUUCCUUCUGGUCCUAAGAAUGCAUUGCUUAAAACCACCAAGGAGGCUUGCUUGAAGUUUCAUCUGCCCUUUGAAACAUAUCUUUUCAUUUAAGCUGUAAUUUAUUAAACGCUGUAAUUUUGUGUCUGUUGAACUGUAAAAGUUGCUUGCCACUUGUGUAGGAAUCAUGAUUGAUGUGCAUAGCUGUGCCCUGCAGAUCCCUUGAAUACACCGAUUGCUGCCCUGAGUGAUAGCGUAGGAGCAGUUUUCUGCUGUCCAGGAUCUUAACUGCCUUUAAACAAUUCUGCAAUUUGUCUCAAUGUGCAGGUCACAUUUCUCCAGUCAUGUAAAUGCCAUUGCUCAUAUCAUGAGCAACUUGCCCAUUUCCCUGAGUCCUUAAUAAAGCUGAAUUCCUACUAUGAAAGCCAUUUGAGACGUGUUUCCAUUUCAUGGUUAACUAAGCUGCAGCAAACUGUUCUGGACACCUGUUAAAAUUAAACUCUGUGAAGCUCAAAUUUGCAUCAUUUGCCUGGCAUUCUACCAUGAGCCUGAUUGU